Molecule: messenger RNA, 2226 nt
Organism: Melitaea cinxia (Glanville fritillary)
Lineage: Eukaryota; Metazoa; Arthropoda; Insecta; Lepidoptera; Nymphalidae
Gene: Dyrk2
Product: probable dual specificity protein kinase madd-3
Exons: 10
Coding region: 1-2226 (741 amino acids)
Biological process (GO): peptidyl-serine phosphorylation; peptidyl-threonine phosphorylation
Cellular component (GO): nucleus
Molecular function (GO): protein serine/threonine/tyrosine kinase activity; protein serine/threonine kinase activity; ATP binding
Source: RefSeq, a predicted model, not a curated record
AUGGCUUCCAGAGUGGCUGCUGAUGCUGUAGAAGCUCUGACUUCUUUAGUUGUAAAUUCAAUGGACACUAAACGCAAGUGCCUUGGUGUAUUUGUCGACCUAAAAAAAGCCUUUGACACCGUGUGCAUCCCUAUCCUUGUUAAGAAACUGGAACACAUAGGUUUUAGAGAUACUCCACUUAGACUUAUAAAGGACUACCUCUGUAACAGAACUCAGAGGGUUAAAGUCGGGGAUUUGGUAAGUAGCUGUGAGACUAUAGACUACGGAGUACCACAAGGUAGUGUCUUGGGACCUACUUUGUUCCUAGUCUACAUUAACGACCUCUGUAACUUAAAAUUAAGAAAUGCCUCUAUUUUUUCCUAUGCAGAUGAUACAGCGGUGGUGUUUUCAAAUACAACAUGGGAUUUAGUCAGGGGUGAUGCGGAGGAGGGGCUGGAGGUGGUUGCCGAGUGGUUAAAAAAUAAUUUGCUUACACUCAAUGCACAAAAAACAAAUUACGUUACUUUCUCACUAAACAAUAGAACGCAACCACGUAAUUUUGAUAUUAAGGUGCAUAAUUGCUCUAACAUCUUGCGAGCCUUAGGAUGUCACUGUCCUUCUAUAAAAAAGGUUGACAAUGUGAAGUAUUUGGGUGUCAUCUUGGACUAUAGGCUUUCUUGGCAUGAUCAUAUUGAGCUGGUUGCCUCUAGAUUACGAAAAUUAAUCUGGAUAUUUAAAAUCCUGCGACAUGUUUCAACAAAAACAAUAAUAAAUAAAAUUUAUAUUGCCUUGGCUCAAUCUAUUUCCAUUUAUUGUAUCACGGUAUGGGGAGGUUCAGCCAAGAGCACAUUAAUUAAGGUAGAAAGAGCACAGAGGGCCCUACUAAAGCUACAGAUAGAAGCCGGUUCCGGCGAGGGACCCGGGCCCCCGGUGAACAACAACACAGAGGGCGCAGUUGCCAGUCCUCCGAGAGAUGAUAACCACAACGCCCAACUUACCACUCCACGAGCGACGGCACUGACGCCUUCGGAAAUUUUAAAAGUAUACGGCGAACGAUUGACGGAAUGGGAGAGAACAGAAGUCCGAAAAUACCCCGAGGUUUGGUUCCUGGGUCUUGAAGCAAAUAAGGUGCAGGCGCGCUCCAACCUCCCCAACAACUGCGGCUUUGAUGAUGAGAACGGGAGCUAUAAUAAACAAAUCCACGAUCACAUAGCCUACCGGUACGAAAUACUCGAGGUGAUCGGCAAAGGGUCAUUUGGUCAAGUGAUCAGAGCACUUGACCAUCGCAGCGGGAACCAGGUGGCUAUCAAGAUCAUCAGAAAUAAAAAGAGGUUUCAUCACCAGGCUCUCGUAGAGGUUCGAGUCCUCGAUCAUCUCAGGUUGAAGGAUAAGGACCAAACGCACAACGUCAUACAUAUGCUGGAUUAUUUCUACUUCAGGAACCAUCUGUGCAUCAGCUUUGAGCUUAUGAGUAUCAAUCUCUACGAGCUGAUAAAGAAGAACAACUACCAGGGCUUCAGCCUGAGCCUCAUCAGGCGAUUCUCGAGUUCCCUGCUCCGCUGUCUCAGGCUACUGGAAGGAGAGAACAUCAUUCACUGCGAUUUAAAACCUGAAAAUAUUCUGCUAAAAGCCAGGGGAAGUUCAUCAAUCAAGGUCAUAGAUUUCGGCAGCUCGUGCUACACACACGCGAGAGUCUAUACGUACAUACAGUCAAGAUUCUACCGGAGCCCAGAAGUCAUCCUGGGCUUACCGUAUGGUACACCCAUUGAUAUGUGGAGUAUGGGCUGUAUCCUAGCCGAGCUUCACACGGGCUACCCGCUGUUCCCGGGGGAGAACGAGGCGGAGCAGCUCGCCUGCAUCAUGGAGCUGCUGGGGCCUCCGCCGCCGGACCUGCUGGUACACGCCACCAGGAAACGGCUGUUCUUUGACUCAAAGGGCUCGCCGAGAUCAGUAACUAACUCAAAGGGUAGGAAACGGCGACCGGGGUCGAGGACGCUCUCCACGGCGGUCCGCUGCGAUGACCCUACCUUCCUCCACUUCCUGCACCGGUGUUUGGAAUGGGAUCCAAAACGUCGCAUAACUCCUACGGAAGCAACGCGCCACGAAUUCGUGACUGGCUGUCCUCUGGGAUCGACGCCAUCUGGAGUUCUGGCACUACCUCGGCUACCACCCCCACGACCAACGAGGACUGCUCUCCUUCACUCCCAGUCAGCUGGUGACGUCGCCGCCAUGUUGGGGAGAGCGUGA